GGCCACCCGGAGUGAAGCAGCCGGGUUGGGCGUUAAGCAGGCCGCGGCUAGGGUGGAUGGAGAGGGGGCAUUCGCUCCUCUGGGACUUUUCUUGCCUCGUUUUUUUUUUCUGAUGUGGCUUGGUCCGGACGCGGAGUCCCAGCAGCCAGCUUGAGCUUACUCUUUUGUGAAAGGGGAAGGUAUCCCCUGUGGGAAGCGGUUAAACUUGUGGAGGGGGUGCUAGACGGGAGUUCUCCUCCAUGCCAGGGGAAUGGUGCGGCCUUGAACUGGUCCAGGAGCCGGCUGGAGGUGUCUGAGGGAGGCCCCGUAGGGGGCGGGGAGGUGGCCCGCAGAACGCGGGUUCUGUAAAGAGACGUCGGGAAGAUUCAGUUCCAAGAAGAGGAAGAGCCGGAUUGAAAGAGCCAGGCCGUUGAGGGGGAGGGGGCUGCCAAGAUGGCGUCGGCCUCCUCCGGGCUGUCGUCGGCGGUCGGUUUUUCAUCCUUUGAUCCCGGGGUCCCUUCCUGUACCUCGUCCUCAGAAGCAUCUGGAAUCAAGAGACCCACAGCAUCUGAGGUGCCUUAUACCUCUGGCAUGCCCAUCAAGAAAAUAGGCCAUCGAGGUGUUGAUUCCUCAGGAGAGACAACAUAUAAAAAGACAACCUCAUCAGCCUUGAAAGGUGCCAUCCAGUUAGGCAUUACUCACACUGUGGGGAGCCUGAGUACUAAACCAGAGCGAGAUGUCCUCAUGCAAGAUUUCUACGUGGUGGAGAGUAUCUUCUUCCCCAGUGAAGGAAGCAACCUGACCCCUGCUCAUCACUACAAUGACUUUCGUUUCAAGACCUAUGCACCUGUUGCCUUCCGCUACUUUCGGGAGCUAUUUGGUAUCCGACCUGAUGAUUACCUGUACUCCCUCUGUAGUGAGCCGCUGAUUGAACUCUGUAGCUCUGGAGCUAGUGGUUCCCUGUUCUAUGUGUCCAGCGAUGAUGAGUUUCACUGAAAAUCAGCUAAGUUGUUCUCCUACCUCUGUUUACUUUUGUGUUCUCAGAACCUCAACCAGAACCCUCGGACUUUGCUGCCUAAAUUCUAUGGACUAUACUGUGUGCAGGCAGGUGGCAAGAACAUUCGGAUUGUGGUGAUGAAUAAUCUUUUACCAAGAUCAGUCAAAAUGCAUAUCAAAUAUGACCUCAAAGGCUCAACCUACAAACGGCGGGCUUCCCAGAAAGAGCGAGAGAAGCCUCUUCCCACAUUUAAAGACCUAGACUUCUUACAAGACAUCCCUGAUGGUCUUUUUUUGGAUGCUGACAUGUACAAUGCCCUAUGUAAGACCCUGCAGCGUGACUGUUUGGUGCUGCAGAGCUUCAAGAUAAUGGACUAUAGCCUCUUGAUGUCAAUCCACAAUAUAGAUCAUGCACAACGAGAGCCCUUAAGCAGUGAAACGCAAUACUCAGUUGACACUCGAAGACCGGCCCCUCAAAAGGCUCUGUAUUCUACAGCCAUGGAAUCCAUCCAGGGAGAGGCUCGACGGGGCGGCACUAUGGAGACCGAUGACCAUAUGGGUGGCAUCCCUGCCCGGAAUAGUAAAGGGGAAAGGCUUCUGCUUUAUAUUGGCAUCAUUGACAUUCUACAGUCUUACAGGUUUGUUAAGAAGUUGGAGCACUCUUGGAAAGCCCUGGUACAUGACGGGGACACUGUCUCAGUGCAUCGCCCAGGUUUCUACGCUGAACGAUUCCAGCGUUUCAUGUGCAACACAGUAUUUAAGAAGAUCCCCUUGAAGCCUUCUCCUUCCAAAAAGUUCCGGUCUGGUUCAUCUUUCUCUCGGCGAGCAGGCUCCAGUGGCAACUCCUGCAUUACUUACCAGCCAUCAGUCUCUGGGGAACACAAGGAACAAGUGACAACAAAGGCGGAAGUGGAGCCAGGAGUUCAUCUUGGCCGUCCUGAUGUUUUACCUCAGACUCCACCUUUGGAGGAAAUCAAUGAGGGCUCACCUAUUCCUGACCCCAGUUUCUCACCUGUAGUUGGAGAGACUUUGCAAAUGCGAACUACAAGUACAACCUUGGAAAAGCUUGAAAUUGCAGAGUCAGAGUUCACCCAUUAAGUGCAAAGCCUCAGAAGACCUGGAACGAGAUUCUGUCAUCUCUGUGAUCCCAAGAUGUCAGCCUUUGCCCCACCAAUGUUGAAUUUUCUUCUACUUGGUCAUCAAAAAAUGAGUGUAAUAGAAGCGAGGGGAGCUCUCCAUUUUCUUCCUGAAGAAGAACCUCCUCUCCUUCCCCUUCCUCAUGAAUGGGCAUUGGUGCCUCAGGCAGUUGAGGACCGCAGCAUCCCCUCCACUCCAGAGUUGGGUAGCACGGAUUUUCAACUGGCUAACCUUGGCUUCCACAAUUGAAUUUUUUUCAGACCCCUAUUCUUCAUGCUGGAAAUGGGAUUGCUAGACAUGGCAGUUUUCUUUCCCUUCUUCUUUCACUAGGAACUGGACUCUUUAAUUUCCUCAGGACAGACUAGCUAGCACAUUAUCCUUGCCUUCGUUCUUUCUCUCUGAUCCCUGGAAGAAGACUCCUGUAAUCUCUAUAAAAGUUUUUGGGGGAUAAGGGUAUUUAAACCACCUCCCAACUUUUUUUUUUUUUUUUUUUUUUUUUGAAAAAAGGAAAAAGCGCACAGCACACAACUUUAAGCCAGUUUCAGAUCAAAACUCCAUAAGUGUUGACGAGAUGCCUAUUCUUAGGGUUCCCUCAGAAGAGCCAUGGUAUUUGUGAAGAGUAGUGAUUGCUCUGCCAGAAGCAGCUCCUCUAAACUCGUCCUCUCUUGAUGAAUUUCUUAAGGCUGAAGGAAUGGAGAGAGAGGGACGUGGGGUAUUCUUUACCCCUUUUGUUAAAACAUGAGGCAGCCAUGGGCUGGGAGAUCAUAGCCCUUUCUAGGCAGAAUCCUAUUCACUGCCCGACUAUAAUGAUUAUUACUAUUUUGCAAGUUGGAGUAUAUUCUGGUUGUUUUUUUAAAUAUAAAGACUUACCAAAUGAAUUAGAUCAUUCUCCAGAGGAGAUUUUUUUUUGCUCUUCCCAUCUUUUCCAACAGUGUUCUCCUAUUUGUGGAGCUAAGUUGAAGAGGGGACACCUCUGUCUGUUUAACAGGCAGUCCAUAUCUACGAGGCCAGCAAAUAUUUUCUUAAACUCAUGGGAAGACAGCAGAUUCUUGCCUCGGUGAGGUCAUUGCUGUGCCGUAUGUCCUACCCCCCUGUCUUCAUGCAGGGAAGUUGGAAAAGGUGGCUACAUAUGCCCUCUCCUCCCCAUCUACAAGAGUUACGGUUUUCCAUCUGAUCCUUCUAUUCUUAUCAGGGGAAGAAGGGGGCCUGGUAUCUCAGGCAGCUUGUUGAAUUGCUGUUCUAUCCCUUCUCUGUCCCACCCUGCCCUGAUAGUAGGUUAGUUCAUACCCCAAAUAACUGUCUAUAUUAGACACCCCCAGCCAGUUUCUGGCUGCCUGUCUUUGCUGCCAUGUUCUUUUUUACAAGAAGGAAAGAAACAGUUCUUGCUAUUUUUUUUUUCAUAAUUUACUAUUUAUGAUGUAUUUAAGUGUUUUAUUAUGGGCAGAGUUCUGUAAGGGGUGGGAGGGAAUAUUUGAGGGAGGGCUGGGUGGGUCUUACGGAAAGGAAUGGGGAGUCAACAUUUUUAUGAAGUGUCACUAUUUGCCUCUACUUUGUAUUGUUCAGAAAUGGCAAAUGCAGUAUAAAAGUGAUAUAUGGUUUUAAUGUAAUAAACUUUAAUCAGUUAUUUAAA
Cebus imitator (Panamanian white-faced capuchin) is the source of this 3742-nucleotide messenger RNA. RefSeq names its product phosphatidylinositol-4-phosphate 5-kinase type 1 alpha (gene PIP5K1A). Gene Ontology annotation, molecular function: phosphatidylinositol kinase activity. The record is from RefSeq and is a predicted model, not a curated record. The transcript is spliced from 15 exons. Gene Ontology annotation, biological process: phosphatidylinositol metabolic process. Lineage: Eukaryota; Metazoa; Chordata; Mammalia; Primates; Cebidae.